CCAGCGUCUUCUCGAAAUAAAGCAGCACGUAAAAAGAUGUUAAAUAAUCGUCAACCACAAAUCAACAUACCUUUCCCUCCAACCAUUACUAUUGCUGAGUUGUUAACACCCAAAAAAAAUUGUAUAAAAUCAAAGGCUCCCAACUGUUUCAUGAUUUAUAGACAAAAUUAUGUACGUGAAUUGCAAAAUCAGAAGCUUUCAUAUGCCAUGACGGAUAUUUCAGGCUUUAUCAGUGACAGUUGGAAAAAUGAAUCACCCAAUGUCGUGGAAUUUUAUAAAAAUCUUGCUCAAGAAGCGAACAAACAACACAAACAAAAGUAUGGGACUGUACCUGUUCCACCUCGUAACAGGAAAAAUAAUAUUAAAAAGGAAAAGGAAAAAAAACUUACUGCGAAAUCACGACAAUCAGACAAGAAUGAAUCCAAAAUACAAACUCCACAAAUUUCCGACGAUGUUUUACCAGCAGUCGCGCAAAAUAAUUAUGAUUAUUUUCAAGAAUUCACCCCUUAUCAAUGUAUGCCCUAUUUAUUUGAUGAAUAUUUACCACUUUGUUCUUAUCCUGGUCCUGAAGAAUUAUUUGGCUAUGUUUAUCAUCCUAAUAUAUGACAUACAUACUGUACGUAUAUAAAUGUACAUGUAUAUAUUAUUUUACUUUCAGUUAAUAAAUUUCUUCUUCUA
Messenger RNA from Rhizophagus irregularis DAOM 181602=DAOM 197198, 678 nucleotides. RefSeq lists its product as uncharacterized. NCBI's taxonomy places the organism in Eukaryota, Fungi, Glomeromycota, Glomeromycetes, Glomerales, Glomeraceae. The record is from RefSeq and is a predicted model, not a curated record.